CCGGGAGCUGGCAAUAUCUUUUCUCUCUAUUUCUACACCCAAUCUUACUAGUCAACCUGUAUGGUGGAUUUAAUAUUCAGAUCUUCUUUUUUGGAUGAUAUGGGGGAUCGUUCCAAAAAGAAGUCCGGACUUGCGAUGUGUGUUGGCUGCGGCAGUCAGAUUCAUGAUCAAUACAUCCUGCGCGUCUCCCCAGAUCUGGAGUGGCACGCAGCCUGUUUAAAAUGUGUCGAGUGCAAUCAAUACCUGGAUGAGACAUGCACUUGCUUUGUACGGGAUGGAAAAACAUACUGCAAGAGAGAUUAUGUAAGAUUGUUCGGUAUAAAAUGCGCAAAAUGCAAUCUGGGGUUUAGCAGCAACGAUUUGGUGAUGAGAGCUCGAGACAGUGUUUAUCACAUCGAAUGUUUUCGCUGCUCGGUGUGUAGCCGGCAGCUUUUACCCGGGGAUGAGUUCUCUGUCCGGGACGCCGAAUUGUUGUGUCGAGCAGCUCUCUGUCUGGACCACGGACCAGCAGGCAGUCCCCUUAGUCCGGGAAACAUCCACAGCAGAGCCUUACACAUGGCAGGUGACCCAGUGUCGGUCCGACAAACUCCGCAUCGGAAUAACAUGCACAAGCAAUCAGAGAAGACCACACGGGUAAGGACUGUGUUAAACGAAAAGCAGCUGCACACUUUAAGGACGUGCUACAACGCAAACCCGCGUCCAGAUGCGCUCAUGAAGGAGCAGCUGGUGGAGAUGACAGGACUGAGCCCGCGGGUCAUUCGAGUUUGGUUCCAAAACAAACGCUGCAAGGACAAGAAGAGAUCUAUUCUCAUAAAACAGUUACAGCAGCAACAUGGCGAUAAGACGCAUCUGCAGGGUAUGACGGGUACCUCGCUGGUUGCAGGCAGCCCAAUAAGACACAAUCCUACACUAGGACACCCGGUGGAAUUGCAGACUUAUCAACCGCCCUGGAAAACUCUCAGCGAAUUUGCACUCCAGAGUGACUUAGAUCAGCCGGUCUUUCAACAGCUUGUGUCUUUCUCGGAAACUGGUUCUUUAGGAAACUCAUCUGGCAGCGAAGUGAACUCUCUUUCAUCACAUUUACCAGACACACCGAACAGCAUGGUACCGAGCCCUGUGGAAACAUGA
Messenger RNA from Triplophysa dalaica, 1128 nucleotides. RefSeq names its product ISL LIM homeobox 2b (gene isl2b). The record is from RefSeq and is a predicted model, not a curated record. Lineage: Eukaryota; Metazoa; Chordata; Actinopteri; Cypriniformes; Nemacheilidae. Gene Ontology annotation, biological process: axonogenesis; neuron fate specification; positive regulation of transcription by RNA polymerase II. Gene Ontology annotation, cellular component: nucleus. Gene Ontology annotation, molecular function: cis-regulatory region sequence-specific DNA binding; DNA-binding transcription factor activity, RNA polymerase II-specific. The transcript is spliced from 6 exons. The coding region runs from base 61 to 1128 and encodes 355 amino acids.